UCACUUAAACCAACUGGUCCAGCAAGUUAUUUCUGUUCAGCCACACAGACACACACACACACACACACACAGCCAGCUGCACCUGCAGCGCGGACAUUGCAUCUCUCAGACCUCCUUCUUUGCUGCUCGCAGCACUCCAGCACAGCCAUGAGCUCCUUCUUCGCGCCCCUCUUCCUCCUCCUUUUCUUUUUAUGCGUGGGAUUUAUAGGAUGUAAACCCUCGUCGUCUUGUCCGAGCGGACAGUUUCUGCUUAAAAACCAGUGCGUCCUGUGUCAUCCCACCUGCUCCGAGUGCGACGGACAGGAGCUGUUUGACUGCACUACCUGUGGAGUUUAUGAAGACGGACAGGAGCGUUUCCUGCAUCAAGGUCGCUGUCGGACGCACUGCCCCAGGGGAUUCUACCCUGACAGGGGUCACUAUGACUGCCAGCCCUGCAUAGCCAAUUGUGAACUCUGCACAGAUGGCAAUUUGUGUGCCAAAUGCCGGGAACACUACAAACUUCAGAAUGGGGUCUGCCAACCAGCACUGUGUGACAUAGGGCAGAUGCCAGAUCCCAAUACGGGAGAAUGCAUAAACUGUGAAAUGGGCUGCAAAACAUGUUCUACAGACCCUGAGAUGUGCAGUAGCUGCGUUCAAGGUUACUUUCUUUUCAGACAGAAAUGCCGCAGACACUGCCCUCAGAGCACCUACGAGGACCGUGUCGGUGGAGUCUGUCUGUCCUGUCCAGCACCAUGUGAGGACUGCAGCAGCAACACCCGCUGCAUCGCUUGCCAGCUGGGUUACUUUCUUAAUGGAGGGGGGUGUGUGAAACAGUGUCCACAGCAAACCUUCAGUGACUCCAGUGGGUGGCGCUGUCAGCCUUGCCACAGCUCAUGCCAGACCUGUCAUGGGCCUCAUUCAACAGACUGUGACCUGUGUCUGAGUGGGAAUCUGCCUCUGCAUGGACAGUGCACUCAGGUUAACUGUCCACAUGGCCAGUAUUUUGAUGGGAAAUUUGGUGGAUGUCACUCAUGCGAUGCAUCCUGUAAGACCUGUUUUGGCCCACAAGCGCUGGAUUGUUCCUCCUGUUUCCAAGGAUAUCUCUUGGACCUGGAGAGUUCCUGUGUAGAACAGUGUCCAUCCGGCUCUUAUGCAAACCCUGCCACCCGGCUGUGUGAAGAGUGCUCACCAAACUGCGAGAACUGCGUGGACACCAGUGAUAACUGCAUCAGCUGCCCCAAAGGCAGCAGCAGACUUUUACUGCACCAAGGCCGGUGUUGGUCGAAUUGUCCAGAGGAUUCCUUUGAGACUCCAGAUGGCUCAUGUGAGGCCUGUGAUAGCUCCUGUCUGACUUGUGAUGAAAACAAGUCUCAUUGUCUCUCCUGCCCUGAUGGUCACUACCUAGAGAGUGGUACAUGCAGACUGAACUGUUCACUGGGGGCAUAUCCAGCAGAUGAUGGUACCUGCAGACGUUGUCCUCCCCACUGUGAUGUGUGCUCUGAUGACAGAACCUGUUUCAAAUGUACGUUCCUCUACUUGAUGCUGAACGGUGUGUGCAAGGCUAGUUGUCCCAUGGGUUAUUACGAGGACAUGGAGGAAGGCCUCUGUUCUCAGUGCCACCCUACCUGUGUCAGCUGUUCUGGACCACUGGCAGAUGACUGCGAGACCUGCUCAAACUUCAGUCCCAGGCUCUAUAAAGGUUCAUGUCUCAAAGACUGCCCCACGGGUACCUACUAUGACACGGCAGCUAUGGAGUGUCAGGAGUGCCACCAGACUUGCAUGAGCUGCAGUGGCCCAGACCCAAACCAGUGCACCCAGUGUGAGAGGGGACUCGUGUUGGAUCCCAACACUUUACUGUGUGGCGUCACAGGUGAUGGGACCUGCCCGACGAGAACGUACCUGCACGACGACCAGUUCACCUGCAUAGGUUGCCACCAGCACUGUUAUUCAUGUCAGGGCCCUGGAGGUGAUGAGUGUCUGACCUGUGCCGUGCCCAGAUAUCUUCAUGACAGAGCCUGUGUAGAUGAAUGUCCUGCUGGUACAUACUCCACAAAGCAGGAAGCUGAUGGACAGGAGCUGGGAUUGUGUUUUCCCUGUGAUCAUGUUUGCUCUACCUGCACCGGUGCGUCACCCCGAGACUGUCUGACCUGCUCCGCGGGAUACCUGCAGCUCUUCCAGCUCUGCGUCCUCCACUGUCCUGCAGGGUAUUACAAAGAGGGCUCUCGCUGCCAAAAAUGUGACCCAUCCUGCAAGCUGUGUACAGGCCCAGGAUCCGAGUCCUGCAGGGUCUGUCUCCCUCCACUCCUGGAGCUGCAGGGCACCAAGCUGUGUGUGGAACGCUGCCCACACCGCUUCUAUCAGGUCAAUGACAUCUGCAAGCAGUGCCAUACCAGCUGUCAGACGUGCACAGACUCCUCGCCUCAAGGCUGCCUAACAUGUGACUGGGGCAGCACUCUCAAAGACAAAGUCUGCUACCCACGCUGUGAGGAAGGGCGAUACUUUUCAGAAAUGGAAACCUGUGAGUUUUGUGACAGCUCCUGCAGGCACUGCGUCGGCCCCAGACCUGACCAGUGUCUGACCUGUCACAGAGACUUUGCCCUCCAUGCUGUAGAGAACCGUUGCUCCCGCUGCUGUCAGGCUGCAGGGAAUCACACCAACUGCUGUGUUUGUGACACUCGCUCUGCCUUAUGUGUGGACGUUCCACAGCCCAGGUCCGGAGACAGUAAGGAGGCAGAUACAAAUAUGUCCUUGCGAGCUUUGAAGCACACCUCAGCUGCUUUACCCAUUGCCCUGCUGCUAGCGGUGGGUCUGGCCCUGGCUGUGUUUGCAUUGGUCAAGGCCCACGCCAAGAGGAGGCUUUGCUGGCACCAGAGCUACGAGAGACUGAGCGGCAGCGGAGGCAUCAACAUGCCCCACGGUGUGCCCGAGCCUGACAGCGGCGAUGAGGUAGAUGUGGUUUACACCAGCAGAGGCGGAUCGGUUUACAGACGCUACAGCUUCAUCCUUGAGCAGGACACAGACACAGACCAAGAUGUCACUGUCAGUCAGUCUUAGAUGCAUCCAUGCCAUCUGUGCACUGUUACAGAAUGAUUAUCAAUGUAAAAUUUGGUUAGAAAAAGUAGCUUAGUUUAUGUUUAGAAAGACAAGGGGAUGUAUUUACAGAUGUUUACAUACAAUCAUGGUGUUCAAUUGCUUUUAAUUUUUUUGAACUGUUCUUUUUAAGUAAAAUAACAAUGAUUCUUAACAACAAGCACUGUAUGCACCAGUUUAAAUUUAGGGUUGAAUUUCUCUUCCCCACACAGGGUCAAAAGUAAUCAUAUAAAAUCAAAUAUGCUAUGAUAAUUCCACAAAUAUUUGCAUAAAUGCCUUUUUCAAGUUGAAUGUUUCAACAAACUUGUUUUUUUUUCUAGAUGUCAGCGAGUUUCUGGUCAAAUUGUGGAUGGAUAUUUAACCACUCAGUUUGUUUAAACUAGCUAGUUUCUCCACUUUAGAGCACUAGACACAUUUUUAACAGGGUGCAAUACUAGAAGCUUAUUCUUAUCCUGCUUUAUACAUCUAAAACCCAGUCCGUGAUCUCUGUUUUGGGGUUAGUGCAUUGUUAUUAUUUGCAUUUCAACCAGCUACAGCACUGUGAAAAAGAAUAUGCUCCACUACAGACUUCUUCUGUUUUUUGCCACUUUUUGGGAGACUUCCAAGGCUAAAACAACUGAUGACCAAAAUAUCAACACAAAGACUAAAUGUAUAUUUUUUCAAAAAUAUCAUAAUGGUCCACAACAGUUUUGGGAAAAUAUUCUGUGGACUGAUGAGACAAAAGUGGAACUUUUUGAAAGAUGUACAUCCCUUUAGAUCUGACACUGAACUUAAACAGCAUUUCAGAAAAACAUCAUAUUUAAAGUCAAACAUGUUGGGGUUAGUGUGAUGGUCUGGGCUGCAUAGCUGCUUCAGGAUCUGGACAACUUGCCAUAUUUGAUGGAACCAUGUUUUCUGCUCUCUAAAAGAAAAUUCUGAAAGAAUGUCCCAGCAUAGGAUCAUGACCCUAACCUCACUUGGGUUAUGCAGCAGAACACUGAUCUAAGCAUAGCAGCCAAACCACCUCUGAAUGGCUAAGAAAAAAAAAAAAACUGAAGGCUUUGUAUUGGAUUAAGUCCAGACUUAAAUCUGAUGGAGAUGCUGUGGCAUGACCUUAAACAGGCCUUAUUUUUGCUUGGAUAUUCUCCAAUGGAACUGAAUUAAAACAGUUCUGCAAACAAAAGUUAGUUCCUGCACAGUAAUAUAAAAGACUCAUAACCAGUUAUCAGAAACCCUUAAGAGCAGUUCCUGGUGCCAUAGGUGGGGCAACCGGUCAUUAUAUUUGAGCAGCAGUUACUUUUUAACAUACGUUUGGAUAGUGAAGUAAUCAUUUGAAAACUGCAUUACAUAUUUGUUGAGGUUAUGUUUUAUUUAAAAAAAAUGUUUUCUUGAAAUGAAGAAUUUGAAGAAGUUGAAGAAUGUGGAGAACCUCCAUUUUCACUACCACUGACAACAGAGUACUAGCAGGAUGCUAUUACCACCAUCCUUAAGAGAGGGUACCGUAGUUUUAAGUCUGUAAACCUAACCUUGACUCAUUGUGUCCAAAUAGUUCAGUCUGUGUUGUCUGACCACAAAACCUUCAUCCAGGAAACAUUUGGAUUUUCCAUGUAGGCAGCAGCAAAUGUUCAAUUGAGCUUGAAGGUGAUGAUUUUGGAUUAAGGGCUUCGGUUUUUUUUGCUCAGCACCCUCCCAGUCCAUAUUCCGUGCUAACAUUUGCUGCAUUGUGGACAGUAGGAAUGGUGUUGGAGCAUUUUCUGGUUCAAGAAAAGUUUGAACUUGGGUGGUUCCUAAACAUUCUAAACAAGUUCAGUUCAUGUGAAGGUUUGGGUCAGAUGCUUGAAAUUUGGGCAAAAUUGGGUGUCCUGUCAGGACAAUAAUCUUAACACAUAUAAAAACAUGCGUUGUUAUAAAUAAAUUAGGCUUCUACUACAUUUGAAAUUAAUGGAAUAUGCCUUAAAACCUGGUGCAGGAAAGCAACCAAUUUAAAUAAACUGUAGCAUUUUUUUCUUAAAUACUGAUCAAAUGUCCACUCAGAUUUGUGCCACAAGCUUGUUAAUGGCUACAAAACAUGCGUGGUAAAGAUGCAGUCUGCUGAGGGUCAUUUAACCCAUUUUAGCGGGUGUAGAUAUUUUAGCCUGUACAAUUUGUGCACUGUGGGGAUAAGGAAAUAAAUCCAAACGUUCAUUCAACUUCACCUUGGAAAAACAUGAAUGCAAAUGUAUGAGUGAAUGUAAACAUCUGACCAGAACUGUAGCUAUGGCAUUCUUUGUUUGUUUUAGUUGUUACAUUCUACAAAGUGCCUGUAUCUGUAUAAUGCACACUGUUAGAAAAACAUGUGAGCAGUGACUGAAAAAACUACCUGCAUAUUUGUGUAAAUGUAUCAAUAUUCUUUUUUUAACGGACAUUAAAAAGUGAAACCAAA
This is a messenger RNA of Girardinichthys multiradiatus, 5470 nucleotides long. RefSeq names its product proprotein convertase subtilisin/kexin type 5. The transcript has 16 exons. Bases 148 to 3033 code for a protein of 961 amino acids. Lineage: Eukaryota; Metazoa; Chordata; Actinopteri; Cyprinodontiformes; Goodeidae. The record is from RefSeq and is a predicted model, not a curated record.